AUGGCGCCACCACGCUCGCUGCCGGAGCUAAUCGAAGACACCGCCGCCGAGGUCCUCCUCCGUGUCCCCGCGGACGAGCCCGCGCACCUCGUCCGCGCCUCCCUAGUCUGCAAGCUCUGGCGCCGCAUCCUCCUCAACCCGGCCUUCCUCCGCCGCUACCGCGAGUUCCACCGGAUACCACCGCUGCUCGGCUUCCUCCGCAACUCAAUCACCGCGGGCCUCUUCCAGUCAUUCCGCUUCGUUCCCACAACAUCAGCAUCCCCCAUGUCCCAGCCGCCGCCGUUCGAUGGCGCUAGAUGGCGAGCGCUCAGUUGCCGCCAUGGGCGGGUCCUCCUUGACACGGGCUUAUACGGCGUCGACCUUGUUGUCUGGGAUCCCAUCACAGGCGAUCUGCAGAGGCUGCCUAAGUCCAGCAUCCCCAUCUCCUUUUUCAUCUCCGCCGCGGUUCUCUGCCCCGCGGGUAGCUGCAGCUGCAACCACCUCGAUUGCCAUGGCGGCCCCUUCCUCGUGGUCUCCGUGAGCUCCCUUGAUGGCUGUGCUAAGCUUGGUGAAAAAAUUCUGAAAUUUGAUUUGGGCAAUAAUUCCUUAUCUAUGAUGAAUCCGCCGGACUUGUACAACUGUGAUGUUCUCCUCAUGCCAACAGAGGAGGGUUCGCUUGGGCUUGCUGCCAUUAGGGGUUCAAGGCUUUACCUGUGGUCAAGAGAGGUUGAUCCAAAGGGAGAUGCCGGCUGGGUACCACGAAGGGUCAUCAAGAUUCAGAAACUGUUCCCCAAUAACAACCCCCGUUACAGACGUAGUGUGAUUGGUUUUGCUGAUGGUGUUGGUGCCAUAUUCGUGAAGACAGAUGUUGGUAUCUUCAUGAUGGAGCUCAAGUCAGGUCGGAAGAGGAAGGCGAGGAAGAUUGCACCUGGAGAGUUUGCAGUUGAGCAUAAACUUCAGGUUCUGCACGAAAAGGAGACGGGAAAAAAAUGUAUAACUGAUGAGAUGCACGAAAAGUUCUAG
Messenger RNA from Sorghum bicolor (sorghum), 1002 nucleotides. RefSeq lists its product as uncharacterized. The record is from RefSeq and is a predicted model, not a curated record. The transcript has 4 exons. The coding region runs from base 1 to 1002 and encodes 333 amino acids. Gene Ontology annotation, molecular function: protein binding. NCBI's taxonomy places the organism in Eukaryota, Viridiplantae, Streptophyta, Magnoliopsida, Poales, Poaceae.